Messenger RNA from Nycticebus coucang (slow loris), 984 nucleotides. RefSeq names its product cytochrome c oxidase subunit 6C-like. Bases 161 to 388 code for a protein of 75 amino acids. Gene Ontology annotation, biological process: mitochondrial electron transport, cytochrome c to oxygen. NCBI's taxonomy places the organism in Eukaryota, Metazoa, Chordata, Mammalia, Primates, Lorisidae. The transcript is spliced from 4 exons. The record is from RefSeq and is a predicted model, not a curated record.
GCAGGCGCUCCAGAGGCCUUUUGAACUCCUUCGGCCACCGUCGCCUGGUCUUUCGGGCUUACUCAUUCUGCGCCUGCGCACUGCUAGAUCGCAGGUCGUGCGUCCCUCAGCCGGGAAGGACGCGUUCAGGUUGGCAUACCCAUCAAGAACAGUGACUACCAUGGCUUCCAGUGCUUUGGCCAAACCUCAGAUGCGUGGCCUCUUGGCCAGGCGCCUGCGGAUUCACAUUGUUGGAGCAUUUGUUGUAUCCCUGGGGGUUGCAGCUUUCUAUAAGUAUGCUGUGGCUGAACCAAGAAAGAAGGCAUAUGCAGAUUUCUACAGAAAUUAUGAUUCUGUGAAAUAUUUUGAGGAGAUGAGGAAGGCUGGUGUCUUUCAGAGCGUAAAGUAAUUUUGGAAUAUAAAGAAUUUCUUUGGGCUGAUUAACAUAGACGUUUGUCACUGACCCGUGUUCCUGAGCUAUGAAUAUGAGUGAUAAAUAAACUAUUAAUAAAUUUUUUUGUCAGUUAUUCUUAUUAACAAUUCAGGACACUUAAAAGCAUCAGAAUUGGUUGGGAUUUCCCCCCCUCUUUAAAAUUUCAGAUUAAUUUGAGGGUACAGAUGAGUAGGUUACACUGUGUUUGUUUGUUUGUUUUUUUUUUUUUUUGUGAGGCAGUCUCACUUUGUCGCCAUUGAUAGAGUGCCAUGGGGUCAUAGAUAGUUCACAGCAAUCUCAAGCUCUUGGGCUCAAAAUGAUUCUCUUGCCUCAGCCUCCCACGUAGCUGGGACUGCAUGCUCCCGCUACAAUGCUCUCCUAUUUUUAGAGAUGAGUUCUUACUCUGGCUUAGGCUGGACUGGAACCUGUGAGCUUAGGCAGGCCACCUGCCUCAGCCUCCCAGAGUACUAGGAUUAUAGGCGUGAACCACCGUGCCCGGCUACUGUUUGUGUUUAAGUUCAAGUUGUAGUAGCCCUUCACCCAGGGGGUGUGCUGUGUACCCUUACAUCACC